This is a messenger RNA of Temnothorax curvispinosus, 975 nucleotides long. It is a transcript of the gene Syx16, whose product is annotated as syntaxin-16. Gene Ontology annotation, cellular component: endomembrane system; SNARE complex; membrane. NCBI's taxonomy places the organism in Eukaryota, Metazoa, Arthropoda, Insecta, Hymenoptera, Formicidae. Gene Ontology annotation, molecular function: SNARE binding; SNAP receptor activity. The transcript has 5 exons. Gene Ontology annotation, biological process: intracellular protein transport; vesicle fusion; vesicle-mediated transport. The coding region runs from base 1 to 975 and encodes 324 amino acids. The record is from RefSeq and is a predicted model, not a curated record.
AUGGCCACGAGGAACCUGACCGAGCCCUUCGUUUUAAUGCGAAACAAUGCUCUGCAGAGCAGGCACAUUUACGCCGAACAGAAUCUUACCGAUCGCGCGGCACUGGUGGAAUCAGAUUCGGGCGCAUCCGACAAUGUCGAACUCAGGGGUGUUAGCGGGGACAGCAGUGCACCGCCUGCCUGGGCGGACGCUUUGGAGGAGACGCAGUACAUCCUGAGCAGAUUGCGGGUGAAGAUAGACAGCCUGGUCGAGCUGCACUCUAAGCAGCUUACCAGGCCCACCCUGGACGAUACAUCUCAGGAAGAGAGGCAAAUGGAGCAGCUGACACGAGAGAUUGGACGUGCGUUCUCCAGUGGCUAUAGACAAGUACAAACAAUUAAGUCGGCCGGCAGGCACGAAAGUAAACCUACGGAACGUCGUCUAGCUGCCAGCGCGGUGAUGGCCCUCUCGACUGCCUUGCAGGAGUUAGGUUUUCGAUAUAGGGCAGCGCAGAAUCACUAUCUUACACAGGUGAAAUCAAGAGAAGAGAGGAACAACCAGUUCUUCGCGGAAGACCAAUCUCUUUUAAAUAAUGUAGCAACCGAUCCUUGGUUGAUGGAAUUGAACGAGGCAGCUGGUGAUUAUUGGCAAAGAAGUGAGCAACGGCAGGACUCGGUUUUAUUACAAUUGGAGGAGCCGGAAGAUAGAAUGAAAUUGGCGAUGGAGAGGGAGGAACAGAUUGGAAGUAUAGUUCAAAGUAUAGGAGACUUAAAACAUAUUUUUAAGGAUCUUGCAGUAAUGGUACAGGAUCAGGGUACUAUUUUAGACCGGAUCGAUUACAACCUCGAGCAAACGCAAGUGCAAGUACAAGAGGGCUACAAGCAAUUAAAGAAAGCCGACUCGUAUCAGAAGGCCAAUAAAAAAUUGUACUGCAUCGUGAUUCUCGCGGCAGCCAUUAUAUUACUUAGCUUCCUGUUCGUCAUAUUUAAAACGUAG